Molecule: messenger RNA, 1128 nt
Organism: Aphanomyces astaci
Lineage: Eukaryota; Oomycota; Saprolegniomycetes; Saprolegniales; Verrucalvaceae
Exons: 3
Coding region: 40-1077 (345 amino acids)
Biological process (GO): fatty acid metabolic process
Cellular component (GO): mitochondrion
Molecular function (GO): trans-2-enoyl-CoA reductase (NADPH) activity
Source: RefSeq, a predicted model, not a curated record
ACAAAAGCCACUCAACCAAUUCAGUGACUGCCUGCCAGGAUGUUGUCUCGCUCCUCGUUCCUUCGCCGCAACUUUGCUACGGCCGUGCGCUACCAUGCUCAAGGGGUGCCCACUGAAGUACUCAAGGUCGAAGCCGCUCCCGCCGCGACCGCCGCGUUGCAAGCUGGCGAAGUGGCUUUGAAGUUCUUGGCGGCGCCGAUCAACCCCGCCGACUUACACAUGAUCCGUGGUGGCUAUGGCAUCAAGCCCACCUUGCCCGCGGUCGGUGGUAACGAAGGCGUGGCCCGCGUCACGGCUGUGGGCAGCGGCGUCAGCGGCCUCAAGGUCGGCGACCGCGUCAUUCCCGCCGUUGCUGGGUUCGGCACGUGGCGCACGGACGCCAUCGCCAAGGAAGCCGACUUGUUGGCCAUCUCCAACAAGAUUCCCGUCGAAUACGCCGCGACGUUGGCGGUCAACCCUGCCACGGCCUACCGCCUCUUGGCCGACUUCGCCACCCUCAAGAGCGGCGACGUGGUGAUCCAAAACGCGGCCAACUCUGCCGUAGGCCAAGCCGUGAUCCAAUUGGCCCACUUGCGUGGCAUCAAGACCAUCAACAUCAUCCGCGACGACGAGCAGUACGCUGAAACCGUCCAACACCUCAAGGGUCUCGGUGCCACCAUCGUCACGACCGACGACUACUUGGGUUCGGCGGACUUCAAGCGCUUGAUCGCUGAUCUGCCCGCGCCCAAGCUCGCGCUCAACGGCGUCGGCGGUGCCAGCUCGCUGCAAAUCACCAAGGCAUUGACCAAGGGUGGUGUGUCUGUCACGUAUGGCGGGCAAUCCCACGAACCCGUGCUCGUCUCCACGACGGCGCUCAUCUUCCAGGAUGUGUCCGUGCGCGGGUUCUGGCUCUCCGAGUGGUCCAAGACUGCGCCCGUGGCCGAGCGCAAGGCCAUGUUGAGCGAAUUGGCUACCUUGUUUGAACAGGGCAAGCUGCGCUCGUGGGUCCAGACGUACCCGCUGGCCGAUUUUGACCAGGCCCUCGACACGGUCGUGCACCGAUUGACUAAGCGCAAGGUGGUGCUCCUCUUGGAAUAGAAAAGCCACCCCUUGUCUCUUAAUACAAUCACGACGACGUUUGUUCGCCUA